This is a messenger RNA of Sorghum bicolor (sorghum), 818 nucleotides long. RefSeq names its product thaumatin-like protein. The record is from RefSeq and is a predicted model, not a curated record. The transcript has a single exon. Gene Ontology annotation, cellular component: extracellular region. Gene Ontology annotation, biological process: defense response. Bases 57 to 581 code for a protein of 174 amino acids. Lineage: Eukaryota; Viridiplantae; Streptophyta; Magnoliopsida; Poales; Poaceae.
CUCCUCCACACUACAAACAAAGCUCUAGCUAGCACGAGAAACAAGCAGCAGCAUCCAUGGCGUCCCCGGCAGCUUCCUCAGUGCUCAGCCUGCUCCUCCUGGCCGCUUUCGUGGGCACCGCAAGAGCGGCGACAUUCACCAUCACCAACAACUGCGGCUCGACGGUGUGGCCGGCGGCGACCCCAGUGGGCGGCGGCACGCAGCUGGACCCGGGGCAGACAUGGACCAUCAACGUGCCCGCCGGCACCAGCUCCGGCCGUGUCUGGGGCCGCACGGGGUGCUCCUUCAACGGCGGCAGCGGGAGCUGCCAGACGGGCGACUGCGGCGGCGCGCUCUCCUGCACGCUCUCCGGUCAGCCUCCCAUGACGCUGGCCGAGUUCACCAUCGGCGGCAGCCAGGACUUCUACGACAUCUCGGUCAUCGACGGCUACAACCUCGCCAUGCGAUUCUCCUGCAGCACCGGCGUGACGCUCAACUGCGGCGGGUCUAGCUGCCCCGACGCAUACCUGUUUCCCAGCGACAACACCAAGACGCAUGCCUGCAACGGCAACAGCAACUACCAGGUCACCUUCUGCCCUUGAUCGAGGAGGCAGCAGUGGUCCAACGAUGCAAACAUGCAUAAGAGAGAUGCUGCAUCCGUAUUAUGAAUUAAAGUAGAUGAAUAAGACAGUUUCAAAAAACAAUGUUGAAUAAGAAGAUGGCGUGAAGAGUCGUUCACGCAUAUAUAUUUCUAAAUUUUGAUUGUUACUUUCAAAACAUGCAAUGGUUGAUGCAUGGUUGUGUUUCAACACUCAUAUGACAUGCUUGACAUUUUUAUU